UUGCUGCUGUUGCGUUGUUUCCAUAACAACCACGUGCUAGUAUCAAACAAACUUUGUUUGCGACGGGCUUUCUAACUUCUCCGAAGCGGCUUCCUUUACAUCAAUUUUAAGUCCAGGUCAGUGCUGUGGGCUCUGCGAUUGGCUGAAGAAACACCCUUUGUGAAGCCAAGACAACAUGGCCUGUCUGACCAUAGAUCUCAUAGCUAAAUCUGGAAAACACUUCAAAAAGAGAAGGGGCAUCUCUCUUCUGCAUUACCUGAAGACCCUCACCCAUCUCCACUUUUCCAACAGGAACAUUGAGGAGAUUGGAGAUCUGUCCAUGUGCGGGAACCUCACUGUGCUUUACCUGUUUGAGAAUCGCUUAACAAAGAUUUGCAGCCUGGACUUUGCCUCCAACCUCACCCAUCUGUAUCUGCAGAACAACAACAUCACUCAUAUGGAUAAUCUCUCCAACCUGAGGAAACUCACCAAACUGUAUCUGAGUAGGAACAGAAUUUCAGUGGUGGAGGGUUUGGAGGAGCUCCGCGGACUCAAAGAGCUUCAUUUGGAGAAUCAACAGCUGGAGCCAGGGGACCAGUUGCUCUUUGACCCCACGAGUGUCCUCGCUCUUGCUGAAUCUCUUUGUGUGCUGAAUAUUAAUAACAAUAACAUUGAGGACAUCAAAGACCUGUCGGUGCUGAAGGAACUCGAACAUUUUUCUGCUGCUAAGAACAAAUUGCUUCAUAUUGAUGAGAUGGAGGACGUGUUCGAGCUCUGGUCUAAGCUGCUCAUAUUGGAUUUGAGUGGAAAUCCUGUGUGUAGACAACGAAAGUACAGAGAUCGCCUUAUAGUUGCGUGCCAAAAACUUGGCACUCUUGAUGGUAGAGACAUUAACGAGAUAACCAGGCAAUUCCUUGUUAACUGGAAAGCGGCAAAAGAAAGCAAAAAGAGAAAAAACAAGAAUACAAUGUUGACUUGGCCCCUGGUUGCUCGUCCUCCCACAAAUGACUUUGGGGUCGCAGAGUCAGAGCACAGUCAGAGUUCACUUCCUUUUCGGCCCAACGACAUGCGUAGCGGGGAGCCACAGGAGCCUCUUCAGUCAUUUAUGCCGGUUCAAAGUCAGCCUAUAAGUCCAAUUUCUGAGGUCAUCAGUCUGAAGUCAUGAGUAUCCCUACUAUCUUCAUUCCAACCCUGUUUUGUCUAAACACCUUUCAUCUUUAAGCCAGAUAUUCUGUAGCUGCAGUGGAUGAAAUUCAUGGCAUAUCCAUUUGAUUUCACCAGCUGACUGAAUUAACCACCUGGGAAAGAGUAAUGAGUAAAACAUGUAGCCCUUCUUCUUCUAGAUUUUUAGUUUCUGUACAAAUAAAUCAUUUGCAGCUCA
Molecule: messenger RNA, 1360 nt
Organism: Xiphophorus maculatus (southern platyfish)
Lineage: Eukaryota; Metazoa; Chordata; Actinopteri; Cyprinodontiformes; Poeciliidae
Gene: ppp1r42
Product: protein phosphatase 1 regulatory subunit 42
Exons: 8
Coding region: 176-1144 (322 amino acids)
Molecular function (GO): protein binding
Source: RefSeq, a predicted model, not a curated record